Striga asiatica is the source of this 306-nucleotide messenger RNA. The record is from the annotation of a GenBank genome assembly. Lineage: Eukaryota; Viridiplantae; Streptophyta; Magnoliopsida; Lamiales; Orobanchaceae.
AUGGAAAUAGAAAAGGAAACCCAUCGCAAUUCAUCUUCCAUUAUUCUGUCCCUUUGUUUUUUUCUUGUGAAAAUGAUAGCCAAAACCUUGUUAAUAAGGAGAAAAAAAACUAACCAUCGCACCUUUGCUAACCAAAACUCAUAUACCAACAAACGCAUGUCACAUGCGCCUUCGGUGGAUGCUCAGAAAAUCACCGCAGAUGCCACCGUCCCCGUCGCUGGUGGCGCGUCUCAUGGGGCUGGAGGAUUAGGGCUUGAGAUGCGUCGAUGCCCACCGCAGAGGCAACUGGCUUCUUCCUCGAGAUAA